UAGUAAGCCAACAUGGGGGAAGAACUGUGUUUAAGAGGAGAAUUGAUAUACAGAUUAUUUGCAUCAUGGAAACAUCAAACGCACAGAAAGUCGUCUAUCUACUUGGUCCUACACAUUUGAUCUUUCUAUAGCAGCCUGCACUCUUCCUUUUCCUAUGCUUUCUUUGAGUUUUCAUCCUCAAAAUUCAUCUUUAUAUAUACUGAGAUGAAAAAGACUUACAUGGUGUACAAGUUGUAGGUACACUGAAUAUAUUGGAGGUGCAAGGAUAUACACGAAAUGUAAUGGGAAAUUCAGAAAUACGAUUAAGAUGAAGGGGAAAAGAUUUUACAGGAAUCUGAGGGGUAACCUUUUCACACAUGGGGUGGUGGGUGUAUGGAACAAGCUGCCAGAGAAGGUAGUUGAGGCAGGGACUAUCCCAACAUUUAAGAAACAGUUGGACAUGUACAUUGAUAAGACAGGUUUGGAGGGAUAUGGACCAAAUGCAGGCAGGGUGGACUAGUGUAUCUGGGACAUGUUGGGCGGUGUGGGCAAGUUAGGCCGAAGGGCCUGCUUCCAUACUGUAUCACUCUUUAAUUGUAAAUCUACACUUCUGGAAUUAUCUUCCCACUAUGAGACCAAGAAUGUGGAUAAAGCACAAAGUUCAAUGGACAGCACAUGCACUUGACACCAACUGUUUAAUCCAUUAGCAGGUGAUCAGACUCUCUGAAGCUAAUGUAAUCCUAAAGGGAUGGACGGCACCUAACUGAAUACGCUGGCAUUUACAUCUACUCUUUUCCUUCAUCCUUUAGCUUCCCCUUAAGUGUAUCAAAGUGUUUUAUAUUGGAUAUAUAUCUGCUAGCAGAAAAAGCAGAUAAACAACUUACAGCAUGAGAUAAAUUGACACCACCUGCAAGUACUACAUUCCUACAAAGCUGGCCGACAGCUCUCUAAAAUGGAUGGCGGCAGAUACAUUGGGUUUACUUUUGAGACACUAUAGGAGGGUUUAGUAAAUAAUGAUGUAAUUUAGUUCUCACCUGCUUCAUACAAAACCAACAAGAAUAUUUAUAUGAACCUUGUGCUAACUUCAAAAGGGGUUAAAGUGGUCAGUUACUGGCUGGCCCUGACCCAUACUCACUCCUAGUUGCAUCUGGCACUAGGAUAUCCAAAAGGGAGAGGCACAGGAGCCUUUUUUUGGACAGACUUUCCUUCCUUAUUGGAAAAGCUUUAGUUUUUGUAACGAGUUACACUUUUGGCUGUAAGUGGGGAAAUUAUUACAAAAGAGAGGAAAUGUCUUCUGUCAAUAUGUGUUCUUUUUAACAUUCAUAAGCGUGAAAGCAGCAAAAAGGCAGCUCCUUAAAUGUCACGGUGGAAAAUGCUUCAUCCUGUUUGUGAUGAAUAACACAGAUCAGUCUCGAUUCCUGGACAACACUGACAGCAUUUGAGCCAGGGUGGCGACAGAAGCUACACACCUCUGUGAGAAGAAAGCUGGCCAGUGUUCAUAUUUUGACAUCGCACCAAAUGACUCCUGCUUGUCUCGUCAGGAUAUGGCGAUGCCACCGAUAUUUGGCCUUGCAUGUGAACGCAGCCACUUGCAUUUAGAACGCACUUUCCACAUCCCUUUCUGGAUCUCUCAAAGCUGUUUGCACCCAAAGAAGUGUAGACAUUGUUGGAAUGUGGAAAUUCAUGGACAGAAAGCUCCCACAAACAGACCUGAUAUAAUGAUAAUCUGUGUUUUAUGAAAAUGCUGGAAACAUUCAGCAAGUCAGGCAGAAAGUUUGUAAUUAGUUUUAUCCUGCAUGUCCACACUCUGCCCUUACAUAAAGUUUUUAACAUGAUAAAGUAGCCUCUGGUUCUUCACAGGAGUGUCAUCACAAAAAAUCUUUGGCCCGAGAUGAGAAUAUUAAGACAGCCGACUGAAAGGAUGGCCAAGUAUCAGAAUUUACAAAAAGAGAAAAAGAAGCAGUGAGACAGGGUGGUCCCUGAAGGAAUUGCAGAGAUAAACACUAAAGACAUUGCCAUCCGAGGAAUAAGGGCCAAACACAAGCAAAUGGGACUAGGUCAGGUUGGUACCUCGUUCGGCAUGGAUGAGUUGGGCUGAAGGGCCUGAUUCUGUGCUGUAUAACUGCACACUCUAUGACUCCAUGGCUGUAAUGGUGAAAUGUUUGAUGUGAGGAUGCCCAAGAGGUCAUUCUGGAGAUCUCCAGCAAUCUCACAAGACUGUAGUAGAUGGUUUGGGACUGUCUUGUGGUUGCAGCUCCUAGACUGUGGAACAGCAUCCCCCUUCCAUUCAGAACUGCCCCCUCCAUCGACUCCUUUAAGUCAAGACUAAAAACUUAUCUAUACUCCCAAGCCUUUCCUGACGUCCACUGAGCGAGGGUUAUAUGUAUAUAUGUAUGUAGUUUGUUUGUUUAUACUAUUCUUAUAACAAAUGUAAAGCAGUUUGGCCAACAAGAGUUGUUAUUUAAAUGUGCUAUAUAAAUAAAUGUGACUUGACUUGACUUGUCUGGGAAGGAAAUAUUAUUGGACUGGAAGCCUGCUUCAGUGUGAGCUUCAGCAUUACUGAUUGAAACAACCUAGUUCAGCCUGAGACACUGGCAAGAAAGGGGAAUGGAAUUGAACAUAGGGGCCAAAGGCAAUAACUUCUCAAUAUUUAACUAGCAGAAACUUUAGCUCAUCAAAUGGCUUGACCUUACUAGGGCAAUGAAUGAUGGUGAGAUAUACUAGAAACAGGAAUGGAACCUGAGACAUCUUCAGACCAAAGAACGGAAUGAGCAUGUGAAAUAAGGAGCCAUGGUCACUCCCUGGCCAUUCUCUUGUUAUGACCAGAUAUGUGUGAAGUAAGUGGAAGCAACUGAGACCAUUAAACAUAGAAAAGGCUUUGAAGGAGAAUGGCACAACCAACAUGUUAAAGGCUGCAAGUUGUGUGAAAAAGAUAAGGAAGGCUAGUGCACAGUGGUCACUUCAAAUGUUAAUAAGGCUGAACUUGUGAAACAAGAUCUUUUGGUAUCCUGGUCAAUUGUGGCAUCUCUCCCAUAACCACAACUAACAUUUUUGGAAAGCAAAUUCCACCGACAAUUUAAAUAAUUGAGACAAUACACCAAGGAUGGGCAAAUCUGUAAUACAAGAACUGAUGGGAAUCCUCUUUGAAGGUAGGAGACAGAUAAAAUCUUUGAUGUCUGUCCAUAAACAUUUGGCCAUUCAAAAUAGAGUUCCGUCUAUUUUAUUCUAAUUAGUUCUUGCCAUGGGGAAAUUUUCCGGAAAAAGACAGGAAACUGUGAAUGUGGAUAUAAGGCCAUCUGUUACAAUGAAACUGCAGUGUUCUUUUCCAGAGCAGUUAAACAGACAGAACUAAGUUUUGUUAAUACAACCUUCAAGUGAACAUUCACAAAACCAAAGAAUCAACUGCGGUGAUCUGGAUCGGGAUCUGAUACAACAAAAUGACAAUGAAGGUCAUCCAACGAACCCCACAAAUACUGAGAAGUGGAAGUCGAAUGCAGUUCGUCACCAUUGUUAUACUUGAACUAUUGCUUCUGGAAGGCAUCUAUGGCUGGACCUAUCAUUAUAAUUCCGAAGAGAUGUCUUGGCAAAAUGCAAGGAGAUUUUGUCAAAGAAAAUACACUGACAUGGUUGCAAUCCAGAAUGCAGAAGAAAUCGAAUAUUUGAAGGAUGCUUUACCUUUUGCAAGACAUUACUACUGGAUUGGAAUCAGAAAGAUUAAUAAUACUUGGAUCUGGGUUGGCACUGGAAAACCACUCAACAAAGAAGCAGAGAACUGGGCUAAAGAUGAACCGAAUAACGAAGGAAACUCUAUGAAUGAAGAUUGUGUAGAAAUGUAUAUAAAGAGGGCACUUGAUGCAGGGAAAUGGAAUGAUAUUGGUUGUAACAAAAAGAAAAACCCUUUGUGUUACAAAGCUUCAUGCAGUUUCGAGUCCUGCAGUUAUAAUGGAGAAUGCAUAGAAACCAUUGGAAAUUACACAUGUCUCUGCAAUGAUGGAUUCAAUGGACCAGAGUGUGAACAUGUUGAACAAUGUUCUAUCCUCAAUGCUCCUGACAACGGGACAAUGCUUUGCAACCAUCCCAAUGGAAAUUUCAGUUACGAUUCCACAUGCGAGGUUCACUGCGCACCAGGGUUCACCCUACAAGGAUCACAAAGCCUCAAAUGCAAGGCAUCAGCCGAGUGGACAACGGAGCUGCCCAGCUGCAAAGCUAUACAAUGUUCACCUCUGGAGGAUCAGGAACAGAUGAUCAUGACCUGCUCAGAACCACUGGAACCAUUCAGUUACAACUCAAUGUGCAAAUUCAGCUGUGCCGAAGGUUUUGAACUCCAAGGAUCAGAGCAGCUGGAGUGUGGAGCAACUGGUCAGUGGUCUGCAGCAGCCCCUCACUGUGAAGCUGUACAUUGUGCAACUCUGGAGGAUCAGGAACAGAUGAUCAUGACCUGCUCAGAACCGUUUGCAUCAUUCAGUUACAACUCAACGUGCAAAUUCAGCUGUGCCGAGGGUUUUGAACUCAAAGGAUCAGAGCAGCUGGAGUGUGGAGCAACUGGUCAGUGGUCUGCAGCGACCCCUCACUGUGAAGUGGUGCAAUGUGAAAAUCUGGAGAAACAAGACCAGGUGAUUAUGACCUGCUCAGAAAAGUUCAGGUACAGCUCAACAUGCAGCUUCAGCUGCCAAGAUGGAUUUGCAUUGAGUGGAGAGAGCAGGAUCGAGUGUGCUGCUACUGGUCAGUGGACAGCGCCAGUGCCAACCUGCCAAGAUAUACAAUGUGCAACUCUGGAGGAUCAGGAACAGAUGACCAUGACCUGCUCAGAAUCAUCUGCACCAUUCAGUUACAACUCAACGUGCAAAUUCAACUGUGUCGAGGGUUUUGAACUCCAAGGGUCAGAGCAGCUGGAGUGUGGAGCAACUGGUCAGUGGUCUGCAGCGGCCCCUCACUGUGAAGCUAUACAAUGUGCAACUCUGGAGGAUCAGGAAGAGAUGACCAUGACCUGCUCAAAACCAUUUGCACCAUUCAGUUACAACUCAACGUGCAAAUUCAACUGUGUCGAGGGUUUUGAACUCCAAGGGUCAGAGCAGCUGGAGUGUGGAGCAACUGGUCAGUGGUCUGAAGCGGCCCCUCACUGUGAAGCGGUACAAUGUAAAAAUCUGGAGAAACAAGACCAAGUGAUUAUGACCUGCUCAGAAAAGUUCAGGUACAGCUCAACAUGCAGCUUCAGCUGCCAAGAUGGAUUUGCAUUGAGUGGAGAGAGCAGGAUCGAGUGUGCUGCUACUGGUCAGUGGACAGCGCCAGUGCCAACCUGCCAAGCUAUACAAUGUGCAACUCUGGAGGAUCAGGAACAGAUGACCAUGACCUGCUCAGAAUCAUCUGCACCAUUCAGUUACAACUCAACGUGCAAAUUCAACUGUGUCGAGGGUUUUGAACUCCAAGGGUCAGAGCAGCUGGAGUGUGGAGCAACUGGUCAGUGGUCUGCAGCGGCCCCUCACUGUGAAGCGGUACAAUGUGAAAAUCUGGAGAAACAAGACCAGGUGAUUAUGACCUGCUCAGAAAAGUUCAGGUACAGCUCAACAUGCAGCUUCAGCUGCCAAGAUGGAUUUGCAUUGAGUGGAGUGAGCAGGAUCGAGUGUGCAGCUACUGGUCAGUGGACAGCGCCAGUGCCAACCUGCCAAGCUGUGAAAUGUGGUGCACUUAAGAUUCCUGAAAAUGGGAAGAUUCAUUGUUCCCAUCCAAUGGACAACUUACGUUACCGCUCAGUUUGCAAUUUUAGCUGCUUGUUGAACUACUCGUUGAAUGGAUCAGUGAGCCUAGAAUGUGACAGUUCUGGGCAAUGGUCCUCGCCAAUCCCAACCUGUGAAGAUUCCAAUCCACAAGCAAUUCAUGAAAAUUCCACACCAAUAAUAAUUUCAUCUGCUGUGGCAUCUGGUAUCUCGGUCUUGACGUUGAUUGCCUGGAUAGUGAGGCAACUCAGAAAGAAGGCGCAAGGAAAAAAGUUCUCACUCUUGAGCAAAGAAACACAGAAAGCAUCAGGUACUUACAAGUUGAAUGAAGAAGUGUAGUGACAAAAUUACUCAGGCUUUUCAUACUUUCGUUGAAAGAAUGACCAGAAAUGAAAGGAUUGAGAAAAUAUUUUCUGAUAUCACUGGAAUUGCAUCUUCAACAAUUGCAAUUAGUCGGUACAACAUUAUGAAUGAAUGGAUUUCCUUUGUCGGAGAGCUCAACACCACAUCUUUAAUCUUCGUUCAAAUUCAUCCUUCAUUUUUCUGAAUGUCAAAUAACAUGGGUGAAACAGCAGAGCUUCCUGUACAAUCCAUCAUUCAUAGAUCCAUAGACUUGUGUUACAUGAUCAUCUUCAUGGAAUUAAGCACCAGGACAAUGUUUAUGGGUGUUGCUUUCGCAAAUAAAAUAGCCGGAAUUGAGAUGAACACUGGGCAGUCUGAUAAUGCCAGACCUCCAUAUAACGGAGACACAAGCAACUAUUUGUCAGAUCACUGGAUGGAUAUGCUGCCAAAUUUGAUUCAGCAUAACCUUGCAUUGUAUGCUGUGUUGAUACAUACAGCUACAGUGUUAACUAUAUAUGUUUACAUUACGAUUCAUCUCCAUGGUGGAGCACGAAAGACAAAGCCACCAAAGGUGGAGGUAACUAAUUACUUGUGAUAAUGGAAUUAGGCAAGUUUAUUUAAUACAUUUUUUAAGUUAAAGCUGCCUUUAGAACCUCUUGUGACUUCACGUUUAGGUUCCCCUAUAUCACACACCAUGUUCUACGAGUGUAAGAAGACAGCCUAUAUCUAGGCCUGCUUAAAAGCAAUGAUGUCUACUUAGAAUAAUGUCCUCACUUACUCCCUGACUCCCAGCCCUUGCCCACUUUUUCUCCCCUCCUGGCAAUCCCAAUAUUUUUAAAUUGUGAAUGAGUUAAUGGCUGACAAUCUGAAUGGCAUGAUCAAGGAUAUAUAUACCCAUGGCAUCGGAUAUUCAGUUUUGCAAUGUUUACCUUCAACAGAAUCUAAAGUAAUUAUGUUUCCACUAAUCAUGUACAACCUCAGUUAAUGAAAAUAUUAAAUUUACUAGUAAUAAAGGUAGCAAAGUACAAAACAAACGGAAAGGCAAGGCAUGUAAAAUUCCUUAAUGACAACAGAAUUAACAAAAAUAAUUUUGUUGAGUCCUCUCAGGAAGUUCUGAACCUGCAGAAGGCCAUUGAAUAAGUUGCUACAUUCCACGGUGUUGACUGUCUCUGUACAUAUUGAUGUAUAAAUGUGUGUGCAAUUAAUAUUUAUUACUAAAGUAUUUAAUUCCUCCCUAUGGGAUAUGUUUAAUUAUUACCUGAAAUGUGAUAGAUGUAUCGAAUUGUUUAAUUGGGUUUACUGCACUGACAGUGUACAUCACUUUGUGAGCUUCUGUUAUCCAUGUAGCUCUGUAUUUCUGUAAUGAUAUGAUGUUGUCUUGUUAACCUGCAACCAAUUCUCAUUUCCAAAUUCAUGAGUUCAUUAAAUGCACCUUUUUAUUGGUGAGAUGAUACGUUUUGUAUCAUAUGUUCCUGAUCCUUUAAUUUGCAAAGAAAGAAUGAAGUUGUGAUCAUCUUCAUAGCUAUCCGUAUUGAACUAAUUGAAUGAUAACAACAUUUAUUUUAUCUUUUAAAGCUUCAUUUAGCCCAUGCAGUCUGAUAACAUGAUAACUGACAAAAAUAUUAAAUAUGUUAUUUGCAUAUCUGUCACUGAUUAGUUCAUACCUUUCCUGAUCGACAUAAUUUAUGAAUAUAAUUCUAAUAAAAUACAUAUGCUGGGCAUAAAUACUUUUGUUGUGAA
Molecule: messenger RNA, 7775 nt
Organism: Leucoraja erinaceus (little skate)
Lineage: Eukaryota; Metazoa; Chordata; Chondrichthyes; Rajiformes; Rajidae
Product: E-selectin-like
Exons: 18
Coding region: 3417-6032 (871 amino acids)
Biological process (GO): response to cytokine; leukocyte tethering or rolling; heterophilic cell-cell adhesion
Cellular component (GO): membrane; external side of plasma membrane
Molecular function (GO): sialic acid binding; oligosaccharide binding
Source: RefSeq, a predicted model, not a curated record